CUCCCGCUAGAGGUGGGGACGGAGACGGAGCGGAUCGCCCUGGGCAAAACGGGUCCUCCCGAAAUAUGCUGCCUGUGUCCUCUUGGGUUGAGUUCGUUUUAAGAGACAUUCUUGGAUCCAAUAGUAAGGUAGGAUAUGUCCCGAGUAGGUAUGAUUCUGCCCUCCGCUGCUUCCUCAAGUCCCCUCAGGAUAAAACGACAGAUGGUCUAGUCCAGUGAGGACACUCGCCCCCUGCCGCCCAGAGUCGCCGGGCGAGUGAAGGACAGACCGCGCACGCAUGCGCAGAGGCGCAGCAUGGGGGCGGAAGCCGGCGGGCCCCUUACCCACGUCUGUGAUCAUUGCUAGGAAGAACUCUGGAUACAAUAAUGAACACAAUGUAUGUGAUGAUGGCUCAGAUCUUAAGAUCUCAUCUGAUAAAUGCUGCAGUGAUUCCUAAUCGAAUGAAAAUGCUUCCUUAUCUUGGCGUAAUUAGACAUAGGAUGAUGUCAACUCAUAAAUCCAAAAAGGAGAUGAGAGAAUAUUAUAGACUGCUGAAUCUAGAUGAAGGAUGCUCUGCAGAUGAUGUCAGGGAAUCUUUUCGUAAGCUUGCCAAGCAAUACCAUCCAGACACUGGCUCUACUACAGCUGAUUCUGCAACAUUUAUAAAGAUCGAAGAAGCUUAUAGGAAGGUGCUUUCCCAUGUGAUAGAACAAACAAAUGCCAGGCAGAAUAAAGUUGAAGAAGAAGAAGAAGAAAAAUUCAAAUAUAAAACACCCCAACAUCGGCAUUAUUUAAGUUUUGAAGGUAUUGGUUUUGGAACUCCAAGUCAACGAGAGAAGCAAUACAGGCAAUUUAGAGCGGACCGUGCAACUGAGCAAGUGAUGGAAUAUCAAAAGCAGAAACUACAAAGCCAGUAUUUCGUUGAUAGUUUAGCUGUUAAAGAUGUAAGACAUAGUAAAGAACAAAAGAUAACUCAAGCAAUAGAGCGUUUAGUGGAGGAUCUCAUUCAGGAAUCAAUGGCAAAAGGAGAUUUUGACAAUCUCAGUGGUAAAGGAAAACCUCUAAAAAAAUUUUCUGGCUGUUCAUAUAUUGAUCCCAUGACCCACAACCUGAACAGAAUAUUGAUAGAUAAUGGAUACCAACCAGAGUGGAUCCUAAUGCAAAAGGAAAUAAAGGAUACUAUUGAUCAACUCAGAGAGGCAAUUUUAGUGUCAAGGAAAAAACUUGGGAAUCCAAUGACACCAACUGAACAGAAACAGUGGAACCAAGUUUGUGAGCAGUUUCAAGAAAACAUCAGAAAACUAAACAAGCGAAUUAAUGAUUUUAAUUUAAUUGUUCCCCUCCUAACCAGGCAAAAAGUCCAUUUUGAUGCACAGAAGGAAAUUGCCAAAGCCCAGGAAAUAUAUGAGACCCUUAUAAAAACAAAAGAAGUCACAGAUCAAAAUCCAAGUAACAUUGAUCAGGGAGAAGGGAAGAAAACACCUGGAGUCAAGAGAAGUUUUUUCAACUGGACGAAUACAUGGAAAUUUAUUAAAAUAUAACCAUUUCAUGUUCACGGUACUGCCCCAAAUCAUUUUCAGUUGUCUUGACAUCACACAUAGAGGCUGAGAUUUAUGGGUGUAACACAGGAGUUUGAGAACCUUUUCACAACUGGGUACUUUUCACAAAACUAACCACAUCUCCAGUGAUGUGUAAGUGAGAAAGCUGUAAGAAACUCCAUCAGGGAUGUGUUCAACCAGCUUUGCUCUGGGAAUAUAGCAAGAAAAGAAGAGAACUUACUUGUAAGAAAACAAUUUAAUCUAUUUCAGAGUUUAACUGUCAGUCAGCAGGUAAAAUGAGUUAGGACAGGGACUCAGACUGGGGAUCAUAAAAGAAUAUUCCAAAAGUGCAGUUUUAAGCUCUAAUUUAGAAAGUUGCUUUUUGCCAUCUUUAAACACAGGUACUUAGCAACAACAACAAAAAUUAAAAACGUAUUCUCAAAAGUCACAAAAUUAUAGAAGGUAGGCAAGUGAACCUCCAAAUGAUGUAUGUUUUCUGCAAGUUUGCUUCAUCUGUAAACCUUAGAUUUUAUUAAAGCUCAAAACUGUUCUAAGACUUUGGGACACUCUAUAUGGGUGGAAAUGUUAGGAUCAGGAAAUUAGCCUAAUGGAGUUACUGAACACACAUACUUUCUCUCUCUCUCUCUUUCUCUCUCUCGGCCUUCUCUGUGGGUACUGAAUUAAAAAAGAAAAAAAUGCCAAAUAUCUGGAUUGUACCUUUUCCUGCCUAACUUCAUGAUGCAUUGGCUGCAGAAGUCAAUCAGCCAAACUAGUUGAUUUUAGCUAUUGUAGAAAUAGACUCUAAUUUCCACUUUUAAAGAGUUGUGACUGAAUUUUCUGACCUUUCAGAGGUGGAAAAAAAAUUCCUUGGGCUCAAUGGAAACUUAAGAUUUCACUUCUGGCUUCAUCUCUAAUCAGCGAUUGAAAUGUUCAGUCUCUUUGUCUCAUGUGGGACUCCCAGAGGUUUUUUCAGCCAUUUGAAAUCUCACUUUACUGUCUUAGGAAUCCUUUCAUAAAGACAAGAUGUCAUUUUGCAGCUUUGGCAAAUGACAACAUUGACAAUUAUGAGAUUGUUGUGUCCCAUCCACUUUCAGAAAAUCUGACAUUUUUUAGUUCAUGUAAUUGCUUUAGACAGAGAAUUGGACAACUAGAAGGAUAUGGAGAGUGGUCAAAAGGAGCAGGUGUGUUUCCUUAUUUAAUUCAGGAUACCAUAUUAUGGAUGCAGUUCAGAAGCAUGGCACUUGCCACGCUGGUUUUGGAGAAACAGUUAUUUUGUAAAGUAUGCGAUAAUUAAAACAAAACUACAUAUUCAAAAGGAAAAUUCAGGCCUUUUUGCUUAGAUGAUUGGGCAUUAAUUGGUAUAAUACAUGAGUAUUUUGUUGAAUGAGUUAUCAUUUGGUCUCUAUAAUAAUAGUAUUACUCUAAACAAAAUUGUGAACGGUAUGAAUAUAGCUUUAUAGUAAGAGCUGAGUUCUAAAAUAUUUUAGAUGGCAAUGAUUCUGUGAAUCUUAUUAAAAAUGGGAAUUAGAUGUAUGGUACCUAAGGCAUUGCAGCAACAUAUAUAAAGGAAACUAUUUUCAAUACUGGAUAAUGGAUGGGAAGGUUAAGUUACCAGAAAACUUUAAUAAAUCCUUAAUUUCAGUACAGGACAGUUUAUGUUUGUAAAUGUUGACUGUAUUAAUAAAGUUAAUUUUUAUGAUUA
Messenger RNA from Pteropus alecto (black flying fox), 3219 nucleotides. RefSeq names its product DnaJ heat shock protein family (Hsp40) member C28 (gene DNAJC28). The record is from RefSeq and is a predicted model, not a curated record. Lineage: Eukaryota; Metazoa; Chordata; Mammalia; Chiroptera; Pteropodidae. The coding region runs from base 366 to 1520 and encodes 384 amino acids. The transcript has 2 exons.